Xiphophorus maculatus (southern platyfish) is the source of this 2819-nucleotide messenger RNA. RefSeq lists its product as uncharacterized. The coding region runs from base 104 to 1207 and encodes 367 amino acids. The transcript has 8 exons. NCBI's taxonomy places the organism in Eukaryota, Metazoa, Chordata, Actinopteri, Cyprinodontiformes, Poeciliidae. The record is from RefSeq and is a predicted model, not a curated record.
UGUGGAAAAAAAGACUGAGACAGACAGAAGGUUCAUUUUUCCAGACAAACCGGCAACAGGACCUCUGCACUGCAGUCAUAUUUUCUGUUGUCUUGUGGUGAAGAUGCUCAGGUUUAUGAUUUUCUGUCAUGUCUGGUUUCUGAUCCAUGAUGUGAUCGACGGUGUUGAAAACUCCACAGAUCUUCAGGCUAAGAGCUUCGAGUUUUUGGCCAGUCUCUCUCCAUCAGAAGUGAUCCGGUUUUCAGUAUUGGAGGGUCAUCAUGUGUGCUUGCCAUGUGGGGGGUUUGCCGGCUCCAAUGUGAUCUGGACUCAUCAGAACCAGAGGGUCCUGGUGACCCGGCAGAGCAGCUACCAGACCAACCACUACCGUCAGCAUUAUGUUCUGUUGAGUGAUGGUGGUCUCUGCAUGCUGAAGCUCGAGGAUUCAGACAGUGGAGAGUAUGAGUGCAACCAACGGCUGGUGGCUGAGCUGCAGGUGCUUACAGGACAUGACUUCACUGUAUCUACAGGCAGGACGCUUCUGCUUCCCUGCAGAGGCUCCUCUAAGUCUAAACACAGGUGGUUUAGACAGAGAGAAGGGGAGAAGGAGGAGGUCAUCUUCACCCGUUUCAGAAAUGGCACAGGGAAAGCAGAAAUAGACGGGAGUCGCCUGAGCUACGUAAAUGGCGCACUGCAGAUCGCAGACCUGCAGCCAGGGGACGCUGGAGCGUAUAUCUGCAACAGAGUUCUGCAGGCAAAACUCACCUUCCUGGAAGAGCAUCUUGUGCCAGCCAGCAUCCCAUCAUCUACCACAAUAAGAACAGUCUCAGCUGUGUCAGUUGUGUUUGAAACACAGAACCCACCAAAGAAGAGACCAGAGAAUGCUCUGCUGCUGGUCGCUGUCAUUGGUUUGGGGUUAAUGGUCGUCCUGAUCGCUCUAGUCUGUAUUUUCCUCACCAGCAUGAAGAGCAGAAAGAGGAGGAGACACAGAUAUGCAGCAAAAAGACAAGAAGAGACAGAGCUGCAGCUGUGGAUGACAUAUAACUCCCAGACUGAGUAUGAGGUGUUUAAGCGUCCGUCCCUGCAGGAUGAUACCAUCCACUACGCCUCUCUGAGUCGACAGAUCUGGAGCCAGAGACCCAGCUGGUCUCCACCAGAUCAGAGCAGCAGUAAUGUUAUUUAUUCCUCGGUCAUCACCAGACCUGCAGCCAAACACGCUUUCUCCUGAUCCAGUUUAUUUCUGCCAUUCUUUGUCAAACUAGACUGAGAAGUGUUUGACCUUUUGUGUCUCAAUUACUUAUAACUUUUAGCAUUUGAUUAAAGUCGUUACACCAUGAAGCACAGAAAUAUUAACAGUUAUUUUCUUUUUUAUUUCCUUGAGACUUUAUAACAAAAUAACUGAAACUGUUAAGUUAAAUAUUAUGUCAGGUUAUGUUUAUUUGGUUUUUUGCUAACUGUAAAGAAGGUACUGAAAACAACAUUUCAUUUAUAUUUGUAACAAAGAGGAAUGUCAACAAGAUGCUGCAAAUCAACAGUUUUGCACAAAAUCAGCUUUUUACUUCUUAAACACUUUAUGAAAGUUAGUUUAAUAUCAUAAACAUAUUUACAUUUGAGUUACUGAAAAAAAUGGACCCAUAAUUGACAGUGGAAUACAAAUGUACACUCUAAAAAAUAAAAAAUAAUAAAACAAAGGAAAUGUUAUGCUGAGCUGAGCUGGUAACUUUUUCAUACAAGAGAAUUUCUUCACAUCAGGGUUUUGUGUGAGUCCCCUCCAUCCUCAGGGUUCAGCUUCUGCCAGCAUUAUUGCCCAUAUUUACAUUCUUGAUGUCAGUAGCUUACUGGUUAUAUAGAUGUCAGCAGGAAGCAAAAGAAAAAAAAACAUUUUUACCACAGUUACACAAAAUUUUAACAGUAUAACAAAAAUGAGUGAUAUAGCUUACAUUAUACCUCAUAUUCAUCUUGAGAAUAAUGAGAUUAUGUUACCUGGGUAUGUUGAUUUGUUGUUUGUCUUUGCUUUAUCAUAGCACCAGUUCAAAACUCUUACGAUAUCCUAUAUUUAUUAAUUAUAGCAAUUAAUUACAUUUUAUAUGAGCUAUUGAAUUUGUUGCUGUACUGUACCUUUAUUCUGUUAGGAGUCCAGAUCAACCUCAUAUUAACAGACUCAGUUAUAUUUAAUAUGUAUAUGGUUGUAUUCACAUAGAAACAACAACAACAAAACUAACAAUACUUUCUUUCUUCGUCAGAUAUAAAAGAGAUUCAGAUUUUAAAUUUCAAAUCAUGUGAUUUAAAAAUGUGAACCGAACGAUUUAUUGUUAGGUUAACCCUAAACUAAAAUUGUAAACUAAAUUGCAAACAUGAAAUUUAUUUUCAGAAUUGCUACUUUUGCUUUGAUAUUAAUUGAAAUGUAAUUGCACACGAGGCUAAGAGGUGCUUAAAAUACAUUGCUAUAUUUUUUAUAUUGAGUUGCAUUGUAGUCCCAUAUUGUGUCCCGCUUUGUGGGUAUAGCAAAAGAUUUGAAAUAUUAAUAUUUUAUUUAGCACUACUGAAGGACUAAAGCAGUUAUCUAGAAAUCCGUGUAUGCUCUAGAUUUACUGGAAAAAAAUAUAUAUAUUUGAAAAUUAAUCAGAAAAAAAACAAUAGAAAAUGAUUUUACUUUUAAACUAGAAUAAAGUUUCCUAAGAAUCAACAAAUGUCAUAUUAAGAGUCGCUGAGCAGAAAUAAAAUGAUCUAUUUUCUGCUUGUUAUCCAUUUAAGUUUUUGCGAGUGGUCACUGUAGAAUAUGUGACCAGGUCUUCUGCCAAUCUAGGUCUGGUCUUGACAGACGGGCGGGGCUUAUCUGG